AUGAGAGCGAUCGUUUUUCUCAUGUUAUUUGCAACCAUUUACGCGCAGGAUCAAAUCAGCGGAAUGGGUCAGGCCGGAAUAGAAGAGGUGAAAACUAAAGUACAAACGAUUGAAGACAAGAUGAAGGAGGUUGAGGCGUUGGAGAGGAAACUAUUGAUGAAUGCGGACAACGACAUGAACGAAGACGCUGCGAAGUUGGGGUCGUCCAGAGUCGACAGAGCAAAAUCGUUAACAAAAAUGAAAAGUGAGUUGGAACAACUCCAAAAGAUCAGAGCACUGUUGCCACAACUUCAUUUGAAAAUGAAACAAAUCAUCGAAACACUACCAAAGAAAGAACAGUUCAGACUCAUCCGUAACAUGAAUCUCAGACACAGAUUCGACUUGGGGACUUGGCGAGACUGUGCUUAA
This is a messenger RNA of Entamoeba invadens IP1, 408 nucleotides long. RefSeq lists its product as hypothetical. Lineage: Eukaryota; Evosea; Mastigamoebida; Endamoebidae. The transcript has a single exon. Bases 1 to 408 code for a protein of 135 amino acids. The record is from RefSeq and is a predicted model, not a curated record.